This is a messenger RNA of Polyodon spathula (Mississippi paddlefish), 1553 nucleotides long. It is a transcript of the gene egln3, whose product is annotated as egl-9 family hypoxia-inducible factor 3. The record is from RefSeq and is a predicted model, not a curated record. The transcript is spliced from 5 exons. The coding region runs from base 130 to 1245 and encodes 371 amino acids. NCBI's taxonomy places the organism in Eukaryota, Metazoa, Chordata, Actinopteri, Acipenseriformes, Polyodontidae. Gene Ontology annotation, molecular function: ferrous iron binding; L-ascorbic acid binding; peptidyl-proline 4-dioxygenase activity. Gene Ontology annotation, cellular component: nucleus; cytoplasm. Gene Ontology annotation, biological process: cellular response to hypoxia; peptidyl-proline hydroxylation to 4-hydroxy-L-proline.
UUAAAGACACACAAACAACCAUAGCUGUAUGCUGGGUAUAUUGCUUCCUGUUAAUUUUUUUGUGCCAGAAUUGCCGAACGUUUCAAAUAACGACGACAAAUCAAAAUCUGUCUGCCUUCUUUUGAAUCGAUGUUCUGUUCGCCUUUGGAUACGUGUCCGAACAGAGAGCGCACGCGUGCGAGGGGAAUGCUUGAGGUUUGGCGUUUUUUUUUAGCCCUGAAACAUGUUAUUUUCCACGUACAACACUUGAGCGUGUUAUCAACUGAAUAUUGCUUCAGAUUGCAAAUGGCAACAGCUUGGAAACCCGACUGUACAGAAAACGCCAAACACGAGUCAGUUGAAAACAUGAAAACAUUUUUCACAAAGCAAAACCAUGAAACGAGCGAGGUGGUCAGAAAGAUGGGUAAAGAGGAUCAGGACGGGGUUUUGAGCUGGUGUUCUGAAGGAGCGUCUAUACAGAUUGAAUGCACAAUAGCAAGCGAUUCAAAACCACCACCUUGCCCGCUGAGUAAAACCCAUUACAAUAAACCUGUUUGUAAAGAUCACAAAAGACUCAGUUCUCACAAACUGGUGAUACAGUACAUAUUACCCUGUAUGAACGAGUAUGGUUUGUGCAUAGUGGACAAUUUUCUUGGUAACAACUUUGGAGACAACAUUUUGCAAGAAGUCAUAACCCUUCACGGAUGUGGAAAGUUUCAGGAUGGAGAGCUUGCAAGUCCAAAGUCAGGCUCAAACAAGUCCAUUCGAGGGGAUAAAAUAAUGUGGGUGGAGGGUAACGAACUUGGCUGUGAAAACAUAGGCUUUCUCUUGUCGAGAACGGACAAACUCAUCACGCAUGCCGACGGAAAGCUUGGCCCUUACACUAUUAGAGGAAGACACAAGGCAAUGGUAGCUUGUUACCCAGGUAAUGGAACUGGUUACGUGAAACAUGUAGACAACCCUAAUGCUGAUGGGCGCUGUGUUACGUGUAUUUAUUAUCUCAAUAAGAACUGGGAUGCAAAGGUAAACGGUGGUAUUCUGAAAAUAUUCCCAGAAGGAAAGUCCUAUGUAGCAGAUAUUGAACCAAUUUUUGACCGAUUAUUGUUUUUCUGGUCAGAUAGAAGAAAUCCACAUGAAGUCCAGCCUGCUUACACAACGAGGUAUGCCAUUACUGUGUGGUAUUUCGAUGUAGAGGAAAGAGCUCAAGCUAAAAAGAGAUUCAGAGACUUAACAGCGUCUUCACAAGAGAGAAGUUUUGCUUCAUGAUAUGAAUGGACCGCAACAAAUACAUCUUCAGAAGACGUGUACUAAAUCAUGAGAUCCAAAAAUAACAAUCCAGCUUUUUAGUUGUGUCUUUCAAACCAGCGUUUGUCCUUGUUUCUUUUGCAUGUUUGAACUGCACUAAUGGUACAGACUACAACUUUAUUUGCAGUGCAGUGUUGAUAAAGUCCAAACAGGCUUCUGUUUUAAAAAGGGAAUAUAAACAGACACAGUCUGCGACCAACCUCGUCUCUACAAGCAUCUUCAAACAAAGUAUAUGUGGUUUAUAUGUGAUUGCUGUGAACAGUUUAACU